GUAAUAACUAUUCAGAAAGCGGGCAAUAGGGUUGGGUUUUUGAUUAGUUUGGGUGAACCCUAGCUAUAUAAGCCAUCCCAUUCCGCUGCUGCGUUUCAUCUCACAGCAGCCGCAGAAUUCAGAAGAGAGGAUCGUCAAAUUCUUCACCAUGACGUUCAAGCGCAGGAAUGGCGGUCGCAACAAACACGGCCGCGGCCACGUCAAAUUCAUUCGAUGCUCCAACUGCGGCAAAUGCUGCCCUAAGGACAAGGCUAUCAAGAGGUUUUUGGUGAGGAACAUUGUUGAACAGGCUGCAGUCAGAGAUGUGCAGGAAGCCUGUGUCUAUGAACAAUACACUCUUCCCAAACUGUAUGUGAAGAUGCAGUACUGUGUUUCCUGUGCCAUCCACUCUCAUGUUGUGAGGGUUCGAUCCCGCACUGACAGGAGGAAGCGUGAUCCUCCACAGCGAUUCAUCAGGCGCAGGGAUGAUGCACCAAGGCCUGGUCAGCCUGGUCAAGCCCCACGUCCUGCUGGAGUAGGAGCCCCUGCCCGUGCUUAAAAGCAAAUUCUAAGCUUUUAGGCCUUGCUGAUUUAGUUUUAUGUUAUGAACUUAUAUUCCAUUUGCUGUUUAUUUUUUGAAUUUUCAGUUUUGUGUAGGGAUAUUAUAUUUUCUUAUUGGUUCGCUUUAGUCCUCGGAGAAUACUUGCAUUUCCUAUUGUUCUAAUUUUGUGGUUUUUGAGGAGAAUGAAACUUGAUAUAUUUAUAUAUUUGUGCUUUUGAAGUA
Messenger RNA from Cajanus cajan (pigeon pea), 763 nucleotides. RefSeq names its product small ribosomal subunit protein eS26z. The record is from RefSeq and is a predicted model, not a curated record. Lineage: Eukaryota; Viridiplantae; Streptophyta; Magnoliopsida; Fabales; Fabaceae. Gene Ontology annotation, cellular component: ribosome; cytosolic small ribosomal subunit. Gene Ontology annotation, molecular function: mRNA binding; structural constituent of ribosome. Gene Ontology annotation, biological process: translation.